Parnassius apollo (apollo) is the source of this 729-nucleotide messenger RNA. The record is from the annotation of a GenBank genome assembly. Lineage: Eukaryota; Metazoa; Arthropoda; Insecta; Lepidoptera; Papilionidae.
AUGCUCACUUUGUUUCAGAUAGUAUCGACCGCGACCGCUGAGAACCAAGUUCAAGAUAGUGACAUUCGAUAUGGCUUGUUCAGGGGGGAGUUGGCGUUGCGCAAUCUCGGCACCCCUUCCUAUAACACCCUGUAUAUGACUUGUCUUUCCGAUAUAAAUGCGUGUGCUGUGAGCUGCAAGACAGAAGUGCAAGCGAGACAAGAUGAGGUUAGAGCACUGGCUGAAGGUUUGCGACCGAAUCAAGCAUGUGUCUCGGUCACUAAUAUAGACACAGCGAAUCCAUUGGACGGUCCUGCUGUGGUAUCAUUCGCCGUGUACGUGAGUGUUGCUGCGAUGCUGUUCUUUCAACUUGCUUUUGCUGUGGUAGCCGCUGCAUUAGCAGUUAUUAAUGCUACGAAGAACCCCACUGAACCUGUGUUUGGAUUACCUGGUUGUCUUUGGACGAACGUAGUGACAGCUUUAUGUGGUACAGUAGUACUGAUGCUAUUUGGAAUAUACUGGGCAACAUCUGGCUUAAACCAGCACCUGGCUAUUUCUUACAUCGCCGCGGGAUUGUUUGUGCCAUCACCUGGACUAGGGUACUCUUAUUGGAUGCUGUUGCCUGCUGUUUUCUGCUCACUCGCAAAUGUCGGUCUCAUCGAACUCAGGAAAUAUCUUCUGGAGAGGGACCCUCCGCCUCCUACAAUCAAAGUGGAAAACCAUUCCGAUGGCACAAUUUUCCUUUAUUAA